CAUUCACACUCUUCUGCACCAUCAGAAGCAACAAUGCCGCACCCGCACCCUAGCCCGCACCUGCGCUACGACGAGCAGCCUCAGCUCUCGGGCGCCGACCUCGGCCCGAGCGCCGACAUGGCCCCGCUCCCCCUGGACACCGGAGAGCGUGCCCUGCCAGAGCCCAGCAGCCACCCGCCAGUGGCCCGGCAGCAACUGGGGGAGCAGCCCGGGGAGCAGCCGGGAGGGCCGCACGAGGACGAGGAGGACUGGGACCCGGCAUUUGUCGCAGACGGCUACGAGGCCGAGGCUGGUGAGCUGCCGAAGCGGCCGAGCGCCUCAGGCGGCGGCAUGGAGGGCUCCUUCAGUCUGCCGCAGCAGCUGGCGCUGGCACAGAGGUACGCCGCGGCACAGAGGAAGAAGCAGGAGCAGCAAGAGGAGCAGCAGGAGCAGCAGGAGCAGCAAGGAGAGCAGCAGCGGGGGGGAGGCGGCGCCAAGCAGCAGUCGGGAGUGCGGGAGGCGCUCAAGGGGUGGCAGCAGGCCGGCGGUGGCCGCGGGGGCAGUGACAGAGGCGGCGCCCUGGCCCCGGCGGAGGAUGUGGCGGCUGCCGCCGACCAGCAGCGGCAAAUGGCGCAGCACCACUUCCAACAGGGGGAGCAGCAGGCGGAGGAGGAGGAGGAGCAGGAGCGGGAGGAGGGGGAGAUGGGGGCCAAACAGGAGGGGCCGGGCCGCGGCAGCAGCGAGGGCCGUGGCGACACGGAGGAGGAGUCUGGUGCUGCUGCCGCUGGUGCUAGUGCCGGUGCUACUGCUGCCGGCGGCCUCGCUGCUGCGCCGGUGCCGGACCUGCAGGAGCGGGCGUCCACUGAGGAGGUGCGGGAAUUGGACCAGGCCCUGACCGCACAGCGCCAACGCCACCAGCACCACCAGCACCACCAGCACGAGCACCAGCACCACCAGCACCAGGAGCAGCACCACCAGCAGCAGGACCAAGCAGCCGCACACAUGAUGCAAACUGGCGCCGAGGACGCCGCUUCGGUGGAUGAGGAGGCAGAGGCGCCGGAGGCCGACGCGGUGCUGGCUGCCGCCCUGGCCGCGGCGCGGGACGACACCGCCCUCUACCUGUCCGCCCAGCGGCACUUGGCGGCGGCGGCGGCGGCGGAGGCGGCGGCCACUGUGCCCGGCAUGAGGGAGCCCGCCACACAGGAGGAGGUUCUGCAGCUGGGUGAGGCCAUGGCCGCACUGCGCCGCAACUCCUCAUCCGCCGUCCCGCCCGCCACUACCGCCACAGCGGUGCCGCCGCCGGGCCCAACACAGGAGGCGGUGGCAGGCGGCGGCGAGGAGGGCGGGCAGCGGGGCCGGGCGGAGGCGGUCGGGGCGGCUGCUAUCCCGGCGCCCGCGCCCGCGCCGCGCACAGGCGAGGUGCUGGCCGCCGCCCGCGCCGCGCGGGAGGACGACACAGCUGCCUACGAGCGGCAGCUGAGCAGCGGAGGUGGGGGCGGUGGAGGUGGGGGCGGUGGAGGGGGUGGUGUACCCCAGCCCCAGCCCCAGUACCGGCAGCAGCAGCAGCAGCAGCAGCCGCAGCAGCAGCAGCCUGGUGGUGGCGGCGACCCGGCGGGCGACCCGGCGGUGCGGCGGCUGGUGGCGGCGGUCCUGGGCCGACUGGUGCCUGGCGGCGGCGGCAGCAGGCGGCACCAGGAGCAGCCGCUGGAGCAGCAGGCGGCGGCGGCGAUGGGGAGUGAGACUGCUACAGCCAUUGUUCCCACGCCUGCUACAGCCGCUGCACCAGCGGGCCUCAGCGGACCGGCCUCGCACGCGGUGGCGGACCUGCAGCAGGAGCCGUCGCAGUGCCUCCCCACUAGUGGCGGCGGCGGCGGCGGCGGCAGAAAUGGUGUGACAGACCAGGCCCCCUCCUCCCUGUCUUCCCUGUCCUCCUUGUCCGCCACUGCCACCGCCACCGCGGCGGCGCUGCGCCUGCGGCUGACGGGCGCGGCCCACGUGGUGGAGGGCGCGGCGCUGCAGGCGGCGGCGGCGGCACUGGACGCCGCGUGCUGGGCUGUGGGCGCCACGGAGGGGACAGCUGGCGAAGAGGCGGCGGCGGCGGCGCCGGCUGUUGGCACCACUGCGCGCGCUCACCAGAAGCAGCAGGGCGCUGGACCCGGUGUGGUGGUGGGCAAGGACCGGGAGGUGCAGGCCGCCGCGCCGGCCGGACCCCCCGGUGACUUGGAGGCGGAGCAGGUGGCGGCGGCCGAGCAUGGCAGUGGCGGCGGCCGCGGCAGUGGCGGCGGCGGCGGCACUGUGGGUGGUGUGCGGGGUGUGGUGCGCGAGGUGCGGAACGUGCUUCACGAGGCCAUGCGCAUCCUGGACUGAGACGGUGGCCAAGGCGAUAGGGAGUGACAGGGGCCAGCGUGCCGUGUGCUUCAGGAUGUAGUCAAAGGAGUACCGUAGGAAGGAGUGAUAAGGUGUUGCAAGGUUGCGGGCUUACAAGAGCGGAGAUUCCCAGCGCAUUGCUACAUCAAUUGUCAGCGCGCCGUGUAGCCGUAGUACGCGUGUUGGGAUCUCAGCAUUUCAGGCCGUGGCUACCUGACACAAGUUGGCAAGGCCAACGGUGGCAAUGUGGCGGCUCUGACCCUCGGGCAUGGCGCAUGUUGCAGGUCGUGUGCGCGCCAUGUAUGUGUACGGGGUCCAUUGACACGCCUGAUCAAGUGAGCAACAGGCGACGGGGGCUGUGAAGGACUGGUCUGGCGUCCUACGGUGGCGUGAUCUUGACGACGAUACCUUGACUGCAAGCCAGCCACAUGUGCAGUUACACUUGCAGGGUGUUGUAUUCAGACACAUUUGCUGUAGGCACUUGCUGGCGUGGAAGUCUACACAAGUACAAGAGGGGUUCCCGACUGGGGAAGGGCGGGUGGGCGUGGGCGCGUGCGUGGGCGGGGGUAGACAUCAAACCGCG
Molecule: messenger RNA, 2929 nt
Organism: Chlamydomonas reinhardtii
Lineage: Eukaryota; Viridiplantae; Chlorophyta; Chlorophyceae; Chlamydomonadales; Chlamydomonadaceae
Exons: 8
Coding region: 34-2346 (770 amino acids)
Biological process (GO): regulation of transcription by RNA polymerase II
Cellular component (GO): nucleus; SWI/SNF complex
Molecular function (GO): transcription coregulator activity
Source: RefSeq, a predicted model, not a curated record